Austrofundulus limnaeus is the source of this 352-nucleotide messenger RNA. RefSeq names its product trypsin inhibitor ClTI-1. Gene Ontology annotation, molecular function: protein binding; serine-type endopeptidase inhibitor activity. The record is from RefSeq and is a predicted model, not a curated record. Lineage: Eukaryota; Metazoa; Chordata; Actinopteri; Cyprinodontiformes; Rivulidae.
AGUAGAAUACAGUUUGUGAGAAACACACACCUGUUUCUACAGAAACACAGGCACUAUCUGGAAGCCAUGAAGGGAAUUGUGCUGCAUGUUUCUUUCCUGCUCCUCUUUGUUUGUGUUUAUUGUCAGAAGGAUGACAAUAUUCCAGACAACCAUGAAGCAGUGAUUUCAGGAGCAGAACAAAAAGACCUGGAUGGCAACAGAGAGAUUGGAGAAGAAGAAUGUCAAAGUGUCAAGAAAAGGACCAUGCCCUGCAUAACUAAGUGGAAAAACAGACACAGAGACACUUUUCUCUGUGCACCAGUCAUAAAUUGACUUCCUUAAUUUGGCCAUCUUAAUAAACCACAUGCUGCAA